This is a messenger RNA of Trichoderma gamsii, 1488 nucleotides long. RefSeq lists its product as hypothetical. Gene Ontology annotation, biological process: regulation of DNA-templated transcription. The record is from RefSeq and is a predicted model, not a curated record. Bases 1 to 1488 code for a protein of 495 amino acids. Gene Ontology annotation, molecular function: DNA-binding transcription factor activity, RNA polymerase II-specific; zinc ion binding. Lineage: Eukaryota; Fungi; Ascomycota; Sordariomycetes; Hypocreales; Hypocreaceae. The transcript is spliced from 7 exons.
AUGUCUCAGAAAAAGAUUACAGGGGGAAAAUUACCGAUGCCGCCGGCCAAGGUCGCAUGUUUGCAUUGCCGGACAGCGAGAACACGCUGCAACGGCGAACAACCAUGCUAUGGGUGUAAGAUAAGAGAUCGGGUUUGCUCCUACAUCCCCAGUAGGAGGGGCGGUUCACGAAGGAAGCGCGUCCAGAAAGAACACGUAACCGAAGACGAAAUAUCAAGGUCACCUCCAACUCAACAAGUUCUCACUCUUGAAAGUAUCGAACACCUUGUCAUUCCAGGAGCCGGCCUAAAGCGACCAGAAACAAUUGAACAACAGGGACAAUCAUAUAGGAAAGACAAAACCCUUUCAAUAGCCAGUCCAGCUGGUAAUCAUGGAGCUAGAGUAUAUGAAAAGGAAGAGGAGAUACUAAACGCUUAUUACAUCUUCAUUCAUCCUUAUUUCCCAAUACUCCCUCCGCCGAAAAGUCGCUCAACACCCGAUUGCCCUAUUCCUUGGCCGCUGGCGGAAACAAAGAAGGCUCUUCCGAAGUUAUCAGAAUCACCUCUUAGUCUCGCCCUUUCUGCCAUACUUGCACUUAUUCCCUUACCACAAGAGGCGCGCUGUGCUUCGGCGGCAUGUGUUUCUUUUCGAAAAUCUCUAGCCCAAAGAUUUGUACAAGCGGCACUGCAGCGCGUCGACGCUGAUUCGGAAUUCCUUGAUUUCAUUUCAGAUCUUCAUGUGGGCUCAGCAGCCGUCGCUGGGAAAGUCACAGUACCCCGAGACCCUCUUCAUCCACAAGCACCAGUGGAGCUGGAAAGUAUCUUAGCACUACUUCUCUUGAGCAACUAUGAGCACACUGAACGAGCCAAUUUGCUGAAAAUGACAGCCCGAGCAAGUCAAGCUUUGAUAAUAGCAAAGAACAUGUCUCUCCAUCGAUUGGGACUCGAAAAUGACACUUUUUCUGAAGCAAGGAGAAGGGCUUGGUGGAUGACCUACUUUUGCGCGCAUCUGUGUUCCUUGGUUCGACAAAGCGCAUGUUUAAAUAUUGAUGACGACAGCCAAUUCACAACACCUUAUCCACGAUUAGAAUGCGAUCCAGAAGCAUGGUUAAUCUUCCUCGAUGCUCUGCGAGUCGGAGUAGCAAGUGUCAAGUUUACGUCCAGCUAUAACGAACAACUACAUUCCCACGCGGACAUGUCCGCUGUCAAUGAACAGAUGAAAUUACUCGACAGAUGGGUUCUACAAGUCUCUAAUCGCGCAGAGAGCUAUGUACCCGUCUCAGGCUCCGUGGAACUUGAUCCUGCAUACGAGUCUGCUACUGCGCAAGUAAUGCGACGACUUGCACGAAUCAGAUUAUCUAGGUCUUUUAUAACUCCAAUCCCAUGCCGUAGCAGGAUUCAGACUAAUUCCUUUUCUCAUACGACAGCACGAGAAUUCGCCUCCAUCGAUUUCAAGCCUUUUCGGAUACUCCCCUCUUCAGCGCGAAUCACUGUGAUCUCAAGACCAUAA